Messenger RNA from Cottoperca gobio, 3348 nucleotides. RefSeq names its product zinc finger protein ZFMSA12A-like. Gene Ontology annotation, biological process: regulation of telomere maintenance via telomere lengthening; telomere capping. Gene Ontology annotation, molecular function: telomeric repeat DNA binding. NCBI's taxonomy places the organism in Eukaryota, Metazoa, Chordata, Actinopteri, Perciformes, Bovichtidae. Gene Ontology annotation, cellular component: shelterin complex. The record is from RefSeq and is a predicted model, not a curated record.
ACACGGCACAGUAAUUUUCACAACAUCCGUUUUACCCGGAAGUUGAGUGUAUUUCACCGCUGGGUCAGAAGAAUGCAAAACACGGUAUUUUGUUCAUUGUUUAGACGUUUUUAAACUAAGAAAUGGCGUGGAAAAGCAAAGGUUCCCCUCUCCCCCUGGCCUCCUUACAUCUCCUCGUCCCACCAGUGAGACUAAUGUCUGCUUUUAUAUGGCAAGUAGUACAGCAGCACAGUGUGAUGCAGUACGACAAGCUGGUGGACUUCAUCAGUUUGGCGACAGAGAUCGUCCCAGAACUUCUGAGUCCCAGUCAGAGAGCUCAGCUCAUCCUGGGCCUGAGAGCAAGGCUGGUUCUGGAGCUGUGUCGCGGUGAUGGCGUCGCCAACCUGCAACCCAUCCAGAGCCACCUGGAUAAGAUCCACGCCUGCAGCGCUGAACUGAGCUCCACUGAUCAGAUGGCCAGUGGUGAUAUACUGAAGACCUCUUACACCAACUUUGCCAGCCUGGUUCAGAACCUUUUAAAUGUUCCUUUUGAAAAGGAGUUCUUCUUCCAAGAGGUGUUUCCUGUAAACUACGGCUCUAACUAUGACCAAAGACUGCAGCAGCUGGUGUCUGAGUUCCUGUCCAGGCUGGAGCAGCUGCUGCCCGUACCAGACCUGCAACAGACAGCAGCAUGGCUCACAGAAACAACAUCUGCGUCAGAAGAAUUUGGUCAGCAUCUGUAUGAACCCUUUGCCAUGAAGACUCUGCUGCUUCAUCACAGACAGUUGGGGACUCUCAGCUCUGCUCCUGCCAGCAGCGAGGAAGAUAUCCUUUUGUCCACUUUGGCCCUCCCUGCUCAAACUGGAGCGGAGAGGUUCUCUGAGGCUUACAGUGAAGAUGAUGAUUAUGACGAUGAGGAAGAAACCUUGACAUUGGAAGAUCUAGACGAAGACUCGAGUCAAAGCUCAGAUGUCACUGCAGACGAUUGGUUGCCAAAAAGGGAAUCAGAUCCUCUGUCGCGUUUAUUCAUCUGCCCUCAGUGUUCCUUCGCUCACCGCUUUAAGAGGAAGGUCCAAGAGCACAUCCAGAGCGAGCACCACGUAAGAGCGCCCAUUCAGAAAAGAUCCGUGAAGAAAACCAGAGCAAACACUCGGCAGAGAAGUGAAGACUUGAACGGUGAAAAGAAGAAAGUAGAAGGCACGGAAAACAAGAGGAAACGUAAAGAAAAAGGCGUUGUCGAAAAAAAGCGGGAACGCAAGCAGAAGAAGGACAACUUAGAAAACAAGGAACGGCGUAGACGGAAAGAACCCACGGGGGAAGACAAAAGGUUUCUGAGCACGCGACCCGCCAACAAAAAGUUCACGGAGGAAGAAACCAAAUGCCUGAAGUGUGAAAAGGUUUUUGAACUUCCAAAUCAACUGAAGACGCACAUGAAGCUCCACAGCUUCGCGUACUGCUGCACCCAAUGCGAGAAGGGAUUCAUCAGCCCGUCAGGUUAUUACCAGCACCAGAGGCUCCACAAGAGAGGACGGAUAUUCUUCUGCAGCCAGUGCAACAAGGGAUUCCUGUGCAACUAUUCGCUCAAGCAACACGUACGCCUGCAUGAAGGCCCCAGCAACCUGUGCACCAUCUGCGGGAAAAGCUUCAGCAAAGCAGGAAUUACGAGACACAUGCAGAUGCACAAAGGGGAGAAGAAUUACUUGUGCACCACAUGCGGGAAGUCCUUUUUGUCGUCGGGGGAGCUGCUGCUGCACACUCGGUCCCACACGGGCGAGAUGCCGUACACCUGCACACACUGCGGGAAGGGUUUCUCCAGCAAGAGUCACCUGAACGUCCACACGCGCUCUCACACGGGGGAGCGUCCGUACCUGUGCUCGGAGUGCCCGAAGCGUUUCCUCACACUCAACUGCCUGAAGAGACACACUCUCAGCCACAACGGCGUGAAACCGUUUAAGUGUCCACACUGUGAGAGAGAAUUCUCCCAGCAGGGGAAUCUGAAAAGACACAUGGCAACUCAUAAACCUGACACGUGAUGUGAAGUAAGAAAGCAGAAUGUAGUCAUGAAUAAUACUGAAAGCCGGGGGAAACCCAAAAUGCUCUUCAUUCGUCAAUCACACUUUUGUAUUGCUGUAAUCAGAAGCAACAAUUGUAAAGUAUUUGAAAUUCCUCUCAUCUGCUUUGGUUACUUCAUUAGAUACAGUUACCAAACUUGAGUUUUUAAUCCAACUUGUGCAUUUUAGCAGCUGUUAACAAUCACCAGCACUGAUGUCAUUUUGCUUUAAGCUUCUACUUUGUCACCUUUUUGCUUUUUCUCCAAAUUCUGCUGCCAACUUUGUCUGGAAAUCAUGUUAAACUGAGCAAAAUGCUACAUUUAUUUAUAAAAGCUGUGACGGCUGAAUAAUACAAUUUAAUCUUUCUUUGUAUCCUGUGUGGACCAGUUAUUUGCAAAAUAUGAAUUAUUAACUUAAAAUCUAUUGGCAGGUUAUAGCACCGUGGUAAUUGUUGACACUUGACACACAGUGGGAUGAAAUACAAAAUGUAAAAGUGAAGUGAAAAACACAGCUGUAGGAAAUGCAAUUUAUUUGCAAUUUUUUAAUAACAUCAUUCCUCAGAUAAAAAUGCAAUGUUACAGGAAUAUACAUCAGAUAUUAAUUUAAAACUUGCUUUCAAGGGACCAUACAGUCUAAAUAUACUUUUUCCUUUUUUUAUUUACUGGUAGCGUGCGUUAUAAGCAAGACAGACUCUGUCACCAAUGACAGACUGACAAGUUACAGAUACAAACUGUACAUUACUUAUUUACAAAUCAACUUUUUGUUUGGUUUUUUUCGUUUCACUUUUUAUUGAAAAUAGGAGUAGAAAAAGUGAUUGAAUUAAUAUUCUGAUUUACUUCAUUUGUAUUCUUUCCCUUUCUAAAAUGUAAAAUGAAGUGAAUGAACAAAAAAGAAAGAAAAUCAAGAACUCUCCUUUUAGAAAAAAGAAAGAGAAGCAGAAGAAGAAGAAGAAGAAGAAGAAGAAGAAGAAGAAGAAGAAGAAAAAAGGGAGCGUCAACUGUGAGACCAUGCAGGCGUCACCGAGGAGACAAAUGGUUACUGAGGAAACCAAGUGAUGUUGGGCCCGUGUCACUUGGCAACCUCAGGACCAAUGAAAUCCCUCGCAGUCGAGGGGGAGUGGCUUAUGUUAAAGAACAGUUACAAAAUGACCACCUGCCUCCAAAGCUACCGCAAGUACAAUAACACACUCUAGUUCAUUUUUUGACCAUAAAUAGUGCUGUUAUUAAAUACUACAUUUAACAGUAGCGUCACUACUAAUAUUACAACAAAUUGGUCUCUGUGUGAACACCUCUCUCCGUACAAAUGAUAACGGACUUCU